ACGGGAGUUUCUAAUUCGAUUUGGACCUGGAAAUCGGACUGCAAAGAGUUUGAAUUCGAAUUUAGUUAGAUCGUUGCGCGUGUGCUAAGCUAAAACGUCUGUCACUCGCUCACAAGGCGCAUAUUCCGGUCGCGCCGUGCACCAGGUUCUCGUGGACUUACUACUCUACUAACACAAUAGCUGUCAGUCGUCCGCGCUAAGUUUUACGAGGCUGGCACCAGUAGUUUGAGAACGUAACAAUGGCGACUCUUUUGAGAGGAUUGAGCCUGGCGGAGAGCCUAGUCAGCAAGAAUGCCUCCAAGACUCUUGGCAUUGCCAGUAAUAAAUGGAACCCACAGCAACAACAACAGCGCAACCUUAAUGUCCAUGAACAUAUCAGCUACACCUUGCUGAAGGAAGCUGGCAUUCAGGUGCCCAACUUUGGUGUUGCCAAAACUGCUGAAGAAGCAAAGAAAAUUGCAGACUCCCUCAAGACAAAUGACCUGAUUCUGAAGGCACAGGUCUUGGCUGGAGGCAGAGGCAAAGGUGCUUUCAAGAAUGGUUUCAAGGGAGGUGUCAAACCUGUUUACAGCCCACAGGAAGCACAUGAUAUAUCUAAAAAGAUGUUGGGUGAAUUGUUAGUUACCAAACAAACAGGUGAGAAGGGUAGGAUCUGCAACGCAGUAAUGGUUGCGGAACGCAAAUUCCCCAGGAAGGAGUUUUACUUCGCGGUGAUGAUGGAACGCGCGUUUAACGGACCAGUUAUUAUUGCGUCUUCCCAAGGUGGAGUGAACAUCGAGGAAGUUGCUGCCGAUAAUCCGAAAGCAAUUACGUACGAACCAAUCGACAUUAUGACUGGGUUGACCAAAGAGCAGGCUGAAGCUGUCGCUGAGCGUGUUGGGCUCGGCAGGGUUAAGGAACAGACCGGCGAUAUGCUCCUGAAGAUGUACGAUUUGUUCAUUAAGAAGGAUGCUCUGUUGAUUGAAAUCAACCCUUAUGCCGAAGAACAGAAUGAUAACUAUUAUUCACUUGAUGCUAAAUUCCGUUUCGAUGACAAUGCUGGCUUCCGUCAAAAGGAAAUCUUUGCUCUUCGCGAUUUUACCCAGGAAGAUGAGAAAGAAAUUGCUGCCUCUAAGUUCGAUCUCAACUACAUCGCUUUGGACGGCAACAUUGGUUGCAUGGUCAACGGCGCUGGUUUAGCCAUGGCAACGAUGGACAUUAUUUCGUUGCAUGGUGGUUCCCCGGCAAACUUCUUGGAUGUUGGUGGCGGUGCUACUGCGCAGGCUGUCAAGGAGGCUUUUAAAAUCAUCACCUCCGAUCCCAAGGUGUUGGCCAUUAUGGUUAACAUUUUCGGUGGCAUUAUGAGGUGCGAUGUUAUUGCUGAGGGUAUCAUCGCCGCGGCCAAAGAUCUCGAUCUGAAGAUGCCAAUUGUGUGCCGUCUGCAGGGCACCAACGUCGACGACGCCAAAGUGUUGAUUGCGAGCUCUGGUCUUAAGAUUCUUCCUGUCGACAAUCUUGACGAAGCCGCCCGUCUCGCCGUCAAGCUGUCGAACAUCGUGAGCAUGGCGCGUGACGCGCACCUCGACGUCAACUUCGAGAUGCCUUUGUAAACGUAUUCGAGAUUUUCGGAGCUGACGUACUCUCCAAUUCAAAAUUUUAGAACAAUUGAUAUGUGGAAACUUUUAUGUUACUAAUUUCUCUCAUGUAAACUGUAAUUUUAUUUUAUUUGCUGUGCCGCGAACAGUAUCACAACCGACGUGAGCCUAAUUAAUACGAACAGAAAAUAAAUUUUCAAAGAUCGAGUAACUGUUAUGUCGAGUCAAACUGGUUUUUGCGAAAGUACAAAGAUCUACGCGAGUUUAUUAUUGUGCACUAAUUGUUACUCAUUGUAUUUAUUGAAAUAAGAUAUUAAAUUAUUCCCAAGGA
Dalotia coriaria is the source of this 1905-nucleotide messenger RNA. RefSeq names its product Succinyl-coenzyme A synthetase beta subunit, ADP-forming (gene ScsbetaA). The record is from RefSeq and is a predicted model, not a curated record. Gene Ontology annotation, biological process: tricarboxylic acid cycle; succinyl-CoA metabolic process. Gene Ontology annotation, molecular function: metal ion binding; ATP binding; succinate-CoA ligase (ADP-forming) activity. Lineage: Eukaryota; Metazoa; Arthropoda; Insecta; Coleoptera; Staphylinidae. Bases 240 to 1589 code for a protein of 449 amino acids. Gene Ontology annotation, cellular component: mitochondrion; succinate-CoA ligase complex. The transcript is spliced from 6 exons.